UGGUCUGACCGUGUUUGAACACCAGACACACCAGCAGCACCGAUGUCCAAUCCAGGUUAGCUCCGUCCCCCCGGUAGAACCAGUCCUCCUCUCCUCCUCUCUCCUCUCCGCCCCCCGGUAGGCUAAUGGAGGCGUAGAGCAGCGGCCGCGCCGUAUAAAUGGGACGGAGAGCCGACCGCCUGUAAUGCUGCGCCGGGUGCGGCAGUCUCUCCGGCAGGUGCUGUUUCUGAUGGCCCGGAGACCGGGGCUACUCUGCGGGACUAUCGUGCUCGGCGUCCUGCUCGUACUGGCCGUGAAGUUCACAUGCAGCCGUGCUAAGAAUGUGGUGGCAGCAGCUCGGCCUCCGGUGCGGUUCUUCUCUGCCGAGGCCCCGGUAGUGGACCUCUACUUGGGUCAGCUGGACCAGGUGGAGCGUCUCAGGAGUGUGGCGGAGGUAUCUCUCAUCUUCUUCUAUGCGCCGUGGUGUGCUCACUCGAUGGCUGCCCGGCAGGAAGUGCAGCAGGUGGCUAAGAAGCUGGCCAAACAGGUGCAGUUUGUGGCAGUUAACUGCUGGUGGAAUCACGGGAAAUGUAGGAAGCAAAACCGCUUCUAUCAGUACCCGAUCAUCCAUCUGUUUUAUAGACGAUUUGGGCCUAUAGAGUAUAAGGGUCCAUUUGUGGCUCCAUAUGUGGAAAGUUUUAUCCUCAGAGUCAUCACACCGCUCACUUACCUCCCAUCAAGAGCCACACUCGAAGAGUUCCUCUCCUAUCACGAGCCUCGAGUGGUGGGUUUCUUCCAAUUUAACUCCUCUCCUCAGCCGCCGGGGUACAUCACAUAUCUGUCUUCUGCCCUGCAGGCUCUAAAGAGGGAUUUCCGUGGUGUUGUACGUUUCGGGGUUGUGACCAACAAACAGGUGGCGGAGGCCAUCUCAAUAAAAGAAGAUGAAACAGUUUAUCUUAAGAGAAAAUUUAACUCCUCUUUGAUUUUCCCUCGAAGGGAACGCAACUUCACAUCACAGGCCAUCUGUAGCUGGGUGUUUGAACACCGCGAGACCGUCCUCCAGUGGCUGCAGCCUCCAGGAACAAAGUCCCGUCUCCUGGAACAUGAGCUGUCUAAAGGUCCGGCACUGCUGCUGUUCCUGCCGCACAAUCCACUCGGGUCCAAACCCAAUCCCAUACUACAGCAGGUUGCAGACAUUGCUGUGCGUUAUCAUUCCUGUUACAACAAUAACCACUCCAGCCUGGACAAAAGUAUUACCUCUCACUUGCUGUGCUGCCAGUCAGUUCUUCUCCCAGAGUCCAGUACAAGUGUGUGUGAGUUGUGCCUCAGUUUGUCACCAUCGAGCCUGAACAGCUCCGCUGUACGCUGCUCUUUCUCCUCCACGACUCCGGGAGGAGACGUGUUGCAGUCCUAUCUCCGACACUGCUGCCUACACCGACUACCUGCUGUGUCCAUAAAAACCGCGACCUCAGUGGGCUGUAGCAAUUUUCUGAGCAGCUACAGCCCAUUUAGUCAAUACAGUGCCUGCUGCAGAAAAGUAGAACCUCAACUCAAUGAAUCACAAGCCAAAGAGGAGCCAGAUGUGCAAAGAGCUCCCUUUAUACCUCCUCCUUCUUCCAUCCCUCCACCCUCUGCCCCUCGGCAGGGAGGAGACGGCAUCACAGGGCUGCGGUGUCAGACCAACAAGACGCUCAGGUUUUACGUGCUGGAUGUUGCUCUGAACUGGCCUCUGGCGGUGAGGCUCGGGGCAACAGGCAACAGAAGUGUUUCUCCCCACCAGGAGGCUGGAGCACAAGGCGAUGGGUCAUUUGCAGCUAUUGUGAACCUGAAGGACGAAGUUCAUUAUGUUCUCCACCGCAGCCCAGCAGCCACGCUGACUGAGUCUCUGGAGGCCUUCAUCAGGAACUUCAGUGCUCCGUACAGCCUCUUGCAGAGACACUUGGUGGGAGAAGAAGACAAGAAAGGAUGGGAGGGGGAAACCAAACGUCCAGACCAACACCAGCACAAACCUCCACGCCUCCUCAUCACAGAACUGACCACUUCAUCCUUCCUGCCCUCCGUCAUGGACCUCCAAAAGGAUGUGCUGCUGUUCUACUACACUCAGUGGUGUGGAUUCUGCUCUGUUCUCAACCACGUCAUCAUCCAGCUGGCCAGACUAUUACAGGGAAACAGCACCAUCACUGUGGCCAGGGUGAAUGUUGCCCGUAAUGAUCUUCCGUGGGAGUUCAUGGUGGAUCACGUUCCCUCUAUUCUUCUCUUUCCCAAAUACAGAAAACACUUCAGUGUGAAGUUUCCUGACGACCUGCCCAUCACGCUACCCAACCUCCUCCACUUCAUCCUGCAGCACUCUGGCUCUGUACAAUACGCAGACAAACCAUCGGCAGCUUCUAGCGAGGCAGAGCAUCCAGGACUCAGUGCCAUCCUCCGUGCAGAGUUUCUGGCACUCCAGCAAGAGGUUGAAGCGCUGCGGCGCGCUCGCGAACGUCUGUCCCAGCAGCUGGCGCAGCUGUGGCGCGACAACCGGCGACUGACAUUUGACGCUCUCAGCUUAGAAGCCCAGAACACGGAGCUGCAGAGAGAAAGGCAAAGCUUAGAGGAGCAGCACCGGGAGAAAAGCCGGCAGCUCGGGGAGGCGGUGAGGCGGCUGGAGGAGCUGGCAGACACCUCUGAGAACCUGCUGAAUGACAACACACUGCUCAGGGUGCUGCUGAUGGCGCUUAAGGACAGGACAGAGGCUAAAGAGCAGGUGGAGGUGGAGAGAAAAGAGGCAGAACAGAAAAGAAGCCAUAUGGCCUCCUGACCACAAGUCUGCAGGGAGUCCUGAGAGCGACGCAGAGGAAGAAGAAGAGAGAGGAAAGAGCGCCAAACGAAGGAGGACUGUAAGUAGACCUGAGAUGUGGUGAAACAAGAGGGCAUAAUGAAGCCUCAAUGAGGAGGUCAUGUAAAACCCAAGAGGCAACAUGACCUGAUCAUGUUGUCAUGGAAAAUGAGGAUGAAAUGACAGCUAUGAUCUGUCAGAAGAAAAUCUAAGACUGCUGCUAAGUCAGGACAGAAGGAAGGAAACACUUAAAAUAAAGGUGGAUAGCAGGUAGCGAGGGAAACGGCAGUGUUUGUUAGAGUCAGAAUACUCCAAGGUGCUACCGUGAUAGUGGUCUUAUCCACUCUUAGGAACACACUAAUAUGGGAAUUCAGUGCCAACUGUGCUUGCAAAAAUGUAAUUUCUGUUGAAGACUUAACCUCAGUUAAACGUACUACACAGACCCUGCAGCCCAAUUCUCUACCUUCCCUGAAUUACCGUCAAUUCUCGUACAAAAGCGAUGUUCAAAUAAUAGAGUGCUCCAGGGAUGACGUAUUUUUGUAGGCCAACCAGGAAGUUAGCAUCGCCCUGGUUCCCUUGACAAAAAGCCGAUGGGAUUUUUGCAUUGGGUUUUGGAUUA
Messenger RNA from Sebastes umbrosus (honeycomb rockfish), 3416 nucleotides. It is a transcript of the gene txndc11, whose product is annotated as thioredoxin domain containing 11. Bases 185 to 2779 code for a protein of 864 amino acids. The transcript has 13 exons. The record is from RefSeq and is a predicted model, not a curated record. Lineage: Eukaryota; Metazoa; Chordata; Actinopteri; Perciformes; Sebastidae.